UUGUUGGGCUUUGUUCAUUUGAGACCCGUGAUGAAGCCCAAGCAGGGGCCAGUCCAUUGAAGAUGCAGCCCAACCCACAACCCGCCCAAUGCACACACGCCCAGCUCCUAACCCUAGGGUUUGCGAAGUUACUUUAAGCACGGCAGCCAUAAGCAAAUCCCUCGGCCUCCCCCGAAGCGCUCUCUCUCUACUCUCCAGCCUCCACUCGCAGAGACUCCGGAGGAUCUGAAAUGGCUUUUGUCAAGGCACAAAAGAGUAAAGCAUACUUUAAGCGAUUUCAAGUUAAAUUUAAGAGAAGGAGAGCGGGUAAGACCGAUUACCGGGCAAGGAUUCGUCUCAUAAAUCAGGAUAAAAACAAGUACAACACCCCAAAGUACCGCUUUGUGGUGCGAUUUACUAACAAAAAUAUUAUAGCACAAGUUACAUCUGCAAGCAUUGCGGGUGAUUUGGUACUUGCAGCUGCAUAUUCAAGUGAGCUGCCUCGUUAUGGACUUGAAGUGGGUCUUACAAACUAUGCUGCAGCUUAUUGUACUGGACUCCUCCUUGCUCGCCGUGUCUUAAAAAAGCUGGAGAUGGAUGAUGAGUAUGAAGGCAAUGUGGAGGCUACGGGGGAGGAUUUCUCAGUAGAACCAGCUGAGAGCAGGAGACCAUUCCGUGCUCUUCUUGAUGUUGGCCUUGUUAAAACAACAACUGGAAAUCGUGUUUUUGGCGCACUUAAGGGAGCACUGGAUGGUGGUCUGGAUAUUCCCCAUAGUGAGAAGAGGUUUGCUGGUUUUUCAAAGGACAGUAAGCAGCUUGAUGCUGAGGUUCAUCGCAGCUAUAUUUUUGGAGGCCAUGUUGCUGCAUACAUGAGGACUUUGAUGGAAGAUGAGCCUGAGAAGUAUCAAUCACACUUCAGUGAAUACAUUCAAAAAGGAAUUGAUGCUGAUGGUAUUGAAGCAAUGUACAAGAAGGUUCAUGCUGCCAUUCGUGCAGACGCCACCUCUAAGAAAUCAGAGAAGAAACCACCGAAACAGCACAAAAGGUUCAAUUUAAAGAAGCUUACCUAUGAGGAGAGGAAAGCUAAGUUAAUUGAGCGGUUGAAUGCUCUAAACUCAGCAGCUGAUGAAGAGGAGGAUGAUUAGUGAAAGAAGAGUCGUGGAUCUAGACAGUUAUUUCUUGUACUUCUCCCUAGGCAGCAGACUUGAUGCAGUUCACUUGAAACAUCUGUUUGUUUUGCUAUAUUUCCUUUUUUUGUUCGUGGGUUCUUGCUUAGCAGUUUUGAGAAGAUUUUAUUUGCUACAUUUUAACAAAUAUUAUGGAUUUUUGCAGUC
Molecule: messenger RNA, 1313 nt
Organism: Malania oleifera
Lineage: Eukaryota; Viridiplantae; Streptophyta; Magnoliopsida; Santalales; Ximeniaceae
Product: large ribosomal subunit protein uL18
Exons: 9
Coding region: 231-1124 (297 amino acids)
Biological process (GO): ribosomal large subunit assembly; translation
Cellular component (GO): ribosome; cytosolic large ribosomal subunit
Molecular function (GO): 5S rRNA binding; structural constituent of ribosome
Source: RefSeq, a predicted model, not a curated record